Messenger RNA from Penicillium malachiteum, 1683 nucleotides. RefSeq names its product MFS transporter. Gene Ontology annotation, cellular component: membrane. NCBI's taxonomy places the organism in Eukaryota, Fungi, Ascomycota, Eurotiomycetes, Eurotiales, Aspergillaceae. Gene Ontology annotation, biological process: transmembrane transport. The record is from RefSeq and is a predicted model, not a curated record. The transcript has 4 exons. Gene Ontology annotation, molecular function: transmembrane transporter activity. Bases 1 to 1683 code for a protein of 560 amino acids.
AUGUCGUCGCACUCUUCGACCCAGGAGAAAUGGCCUCAAAAUCAUAAUCAAGAUACUGACUCCAUCGCCGAGACUGUUUCUUCGGUAGAUACUCAGGCUGAUCAUGAUGCCUUGGAUAAAACUUUGACUGCCCAUGCUUCGCGGGCUUCGGGCCAUAUGUCACUCGCCGAGCGUGUGACUACUAUUCCAACCAAUGUUACCUCUGAUCCUAAUUUCGAGAUUGACUGGGAAGACGAAGACGAUCCUCAGAAUCCUAAGAAUUGGUCUAUUGGAUACAAGGCUAUGGGAAUUCUGUUCUUGUCAUGGAAUACUCUGAUUGUUGUCUUAUACUCCACAGCUUAUACUUCUGCAACAACUGAAAUGAUGAAUGAAUUCGACGAGACUGAGACUAUUGUCACUCUGGGUCUAACCUUCUAUCUAUUUGGUCUUGCCAUUGGUUCCAUGUUCAUGGCCCCAUUGAGUGAGGUCUACGGCCGCAAACCUGUCUGUGUAGGUUGCAUGGCCCUCUUUACCGUAUUGAUUAUCCCCUGUGCCCUCGCCAAAUCGAUCACAGCUUUGAUCGUUGUUCGUUUUGUCGGUGCUCUAUUUGGAAGUGUGAUGAUCUCCACUGCACCAGGUAUGGUUGCUGAUUUGGUGGAUGAUGAGCACCGUGCUUUGGCUAUCUCAAUUUGGAGUAUUGGUCCUCUUAAUGGACCUGUUCUGGGUCCCGUUAUUGGAAACUUUGUCACACAGUACCUAGGCUGGCGCUGGAUGUGUUGGAUUUGUCUCAUUCUCUCCGGUGUGGGAUUGGUGUUUGCUCUGAUUCUAGAGGAAACAUAUGGUCCAACACUACUGCAAAAGAAAUCAUCGCGAAUCCGCAAGGAGACCGGUGAUUCCCGCUGGUGGUCCCGCUUCGAUCGAAAGGAUAGUCUAUACGAGAUCCUGAAGCUAAGUCUUAGUCGACCCUUCGUCAUGGCCGUCACCGAACCUAUCUGUAUCUUCUGGGAUAUCUACGUUGCCAUCGUCUACGGUAUCCUCUACCUCUGUUUCGUCGCCUACCCCGUCGUAUUCGAAGAUGACCGCGGCUGGGGCCUCGGCAUGUCAGGACUCUCAUUCCUAGGCAUCGGACUGGGCGUCCUUAUAACCAUCGGCUGCGAACCACUCAUCCGCCGUCUAAUUAACAGACACCCAAUCGAUCCCGAGACAGGAAAAGUCUAUCCGGAAGCUGCAGUCUCCUUUAUUUGCAUUUGCUCAAUCCUCAUUCCUAUCGGUGAACUCUGGUUUGCCUGGACUUGUGUGCCAACCUCAAUCCACUGGAUCGUCCCCAUCCUCGCAGGUAUUCCCUUCGGCGCUGGAAACACGGGUGUUUUCAUCUACGCUUCGAACUAUCUUACCGGUAGCUAUGGCAUGUACGCUGCGUCUGCACUUGCUGGGAACUCAGUUGUGAGGAGUAUCCUUGGUGGUGUUAUGCCUAUCGCGGGUACGUAUAUGUACAAUAACCUUGGUUCGAAUUGGUCGGGUACCUUGCUUGGAUUACUGGAAGUGGCUAUUGUGCCGAUUCCGUUUGUUUUCUACAAGUAUGGUCAUAAGAUUCGGGAGAACAGUAAGAUGAUUAUGCGUCUUCAGGAGGAAAAGAAGAAGUUGGAGGGGAAGAGAGCUGGUGGACGGGCUAAUGUUCAAGUGAAGCCGGAGGAGGCUGUCUAG